AUGUCAUCUGAGCAAACUUCCGCCAUCAUUUCAUCGAUAGAAAAAUUAUCUCUAACUGAAAACACUAAACAGGAAAAUGUAAAACCUCGUUCACCUCGCAUUUCAAUAGAAUAUUGUACUCAAUGCCGUUGGGUCCUUCGUGCUGGAUGGACAGCUCAAGAAUUGUUGGUAACAUUCGGUACGAUUAUUGGUGAAGUUGCUUUAAUACCUGGUGUCAAUGCAGUCUUCAUAGUUCAAAUUGAUGGAGAAACUAUCUGGGAUCGUAAGAAAGAAGGUCGAUUUCCGGAAUUAAAAGAAUUGAAACAACUUAUCAGGAAUAAGAUCGCACCGGAUAUGAAUCUUGGCCAUUCUGAUA
Molecule: messenger RNA, 355 nt
Organism: Dentiscutata erythropus
Lineage: Eukaryota; Fungi; Glomeromycota; Glomeromycetes; Diversisporales; Gigasporaceae
Source: the annotation of a GenBank genome assembly